Molecule: messenger RNA, 5000 nt
Organism: Monodelphis domestica (gray short-tailed opossum)
Lineage: Eukaryota; Metazoa; Chordata; Mammalia; Didelphimorphia; Didelphidae
Gene: ALCAM
Product: activated leukocyte cell adhesion molecule
Biological process (GO): cell adhesion
Cellular component (GO): plasma membrane
Source: RefSeq, a predicted model, not a curated record
GUUGCGGGGGGGAGGGGGGAGGGGGGAGGAAGGAGGAGAGAGGGAAGGAGAAGCUUACACACGCCUUCCAGUCACUACCACUCAGAGCCUAGUUCCCUUCGAUCGCAGCUGCGGCUGCUGCUGCUGCUGCUGCCGCCGCCGCCGCCGCCGCCGCCGCCGCCGCCACCGCUGCUGCUACUGCCGCCACCACCACCACUACCGCCACCACUGCCUCUGCCGCUACCGCUGCCACCUGAGGAGAACUGCAAGAUCCGCUGCUUCUCAUCACCUUUCUCCAGUGAUUUUGUUCAUAGCACCUGGGCUUCAUUAUUAUUAUUAUUAUUGCGAUUAUUAUUAUUGCAAGAGAAAGAAAUUAAAGAAAAUAAGGACCACCUGCAAAUUACAACAUUACUCAGUUGUCUCCACGGGGGGUGGGGGUGCGAUAAAAGCCUUCGUGGUUCACCAGCAGGGAGGGGAACUGCUUUGGGGAUAUUGUGGGGGAGGGGGAAGUUGGUGGCACUAGCAGUUGGAAAGUUGCGUUCGAGGAAGAGGACAAGGUGCAAUCCCAGAUCCUGGGGGGGGCGGUGUGUCUGUGUGAAGCUGCUGCCCCCCAUUCCCCCUUUCACAUUCUUAACCUCCAAGGGGUACUAUUACCGAGUGGAACGGAGGACGACGCCCCCCUCCUGUGAAGUGGACCGUAUUCUUGCACACACAAGAAGAGGAGGAGGAGGAAUAUGGCACCGACGGCAGCCCACUCCUGUCGACUGGUCUUAAGCCUCCUGAUCUCUGCCGCCGUCCUUAGGCCAGGCCUUGGAUUGUAUACUGUAAAUUCAGUAUAUGGAGAAACCAUUGUUAUGCCUUGCCGUCUCGAAGUACCUCAGACCCUUAUGUUUGGAAAAUGGAAAUAUGAAAAGCCUGAUGGGAGCCCAGUAUUUAUUGCCUUCCGAUCCUCUACAAGAAAACAUGUGCAAUAUGAUGAAGUACCGGAAUACAAAGACAGAUUGAGCCUCUCGGAAAACUACACCUUAUCCAUCAGUCAUGCAAGGAUCAGUGAUGAAAAGAGAUUUGUGUGCAUGCUAGUUACAGAGGACAAUGUGUUCGAGGCCCCGACAGUGGUCAAGGUGUUCAAACAACCAUCUAAACCUGAAAUUGUAAAUAAAGCACAAUUCUUGGAAACAGAACAACUGAAAAAGUUGGGUGAUUGUGUUUCAAAAGACAGUUAUCCAGAUGUCAACAUUACAUGGUACCGAAAUGGAAAGAUUUUGGACCCUUCAGAAGAUAUGGUCACAGCUUUACGAAGACAAGUGGAUCCAGCAACUCAACUCUCUACUGUAACGUCAUCUCUAACAUACAAGACAACAAAAAAUGAUAUAAAGAUACCAUUUACAUGUUCUGUGACAUAUUAUGGUCCAUCUGGCCAAAAAACAAUUCAUUCUGAUCAAGCUUUCUUUGAUAUUUACUAUCCCACAGAGAAGGUGACAAUUCAAGUCCUGCCACCCAAAAACGCCAUUAAAGAAGGAGACAACAUCACUCUAAAAUGCUUAGGAAAUGGUAACCCCCCUCCAGAGGAGUUUUUGUUUUACCUCCCAGGACAGUCAGAAGGUAUAAGGAGCUCAAAUACUUACAUAUUGACAGAUGUAAGACGAAAUGCAACAGGAGACUACAAAUGCUCUCUAACAGAUGAAAAAAGUAUGAUUGCUGCCACAACCAUCACAGUGCACUAUUUGGAUUUGUCCCUUAACCCAAGUGGGGAAGUAACUAAGCAGAUUGGUGAUGCUCUUCCUGUGACAUGUACGAUAUCUUCUAGUAGGAAUGCAACUGUUGUUUGGUUGAAAGAUAACACCAAGCUGCGGUCUAGGCCAUCAUUUUCCAGUCUACAGUACCAGGAUGCUGGGAACUAUGUCUGUGAAACCAAUCUGCAAGAAGUUGAAGGGUUAAAGAAAAGAGAAUCUCUGACUCUAAUUGUGGAAGGAAAACCUCAAAUUAAAAUGACAAAGAAAACUGACCCAAAUGGAUUGUCUAAAACAAUUACCUGCCACGUGGAAGGUUUUCCCAAGCCGGCUGUCCAGUGGACAAUUACAGGCAGUGGAAGCGUCAUAAACCAAACGGAGGAGUCCCCUUAUGUCAAUGGCAGGUAUUAUAGUAAAAUUAUCAUUUCUCCUGAAGAGAAUGUUACAUUAACUUGCACAGCAGAAAACCAGCUGGAGAGAACAGUAAACUCCUUGAAUGUCUCUGCUAUCAGUAUUCCAGAACAAGAUGAGGCAGACGAUAUAAGUGAUGAAAAUAAAGAAAAAGUGAAUGACCAAGCCAAGUUAAUUGUGGGGAUUGUCGUCGGCCUUCUCCUUGCUGCUCUUGUUGCUGGUAUAGUCUACUGGCUGUACAUGAAGAAAUCAAAGACAGCAUCAAAACAUGUUAACAAAGACCUGGGAAAUAUGGAGGAAAACAAAAAGUUAGAAGAAAACAAUCACAAAACAGAAGCUUAAGAGAAAAAUUGUCCUGAAUGCUGUUCCAGAGAAAAAAACCAUAUAGACCAAUUGAAGCAUGAACGUGGAUUGUAUUUAAGACAUAUACAAAGACAUUGACAGCUAUUCAUGGUUCAAGUGUUAAGCAGUUCAUUCUACCAAGCUGUCACAGGAUUUUAGAAAAUUAUCUCAAGUAAAACAACAAAUAGAAAAAUUUAAGGGAAAAAAAAAAACAAAUUUUGGCAGCCAUGAUAAUAGGUCACUAUGUUGUGUUCUGUUUGAAUUUUUUUUUCUGUAAAUGUCUGCACUGAGGAUUUCUUUUUUUGUUUGCCUUUUAUGUAAAUUUUUUACGUAGCUAUUUUUAUACACUGUAAGGCUUUGUUCUGGGAGUUGCUGUUAUUCUGAUGUAUAGUGUAAUGUUUUUAUUUUGAUUGUUUUUUAUGGAUACUCUUUGAGCAGGUACAUUUCUGAUUCUGAUUGCUAUCAGUAAUGCCUCAAAUUUUAUCACAAGUUUCUGAAACCCUAAGGUAGAAACUUGUUGCCAUGUGGUAGGGGCACCACAUGUUACUCUAUUCAAAGAUGUAAUUUUAUCUCUUUCUCUUUCUCUCUCUUUCUCAAUACACACACACACACACACACACACAUCAGGUUGAAGAACACUAUUUUAAUGUACAUACAACAAACUAACACCAGUCAAAACACAGUCAUACUAACAUAUAAGAAAUAGGUUCCCCAAAGUGAAAUCAAUGCCUGUUCUCAAGAAAUAUCAACACUGAAUUGGGGGGUUAAUACGUACAUAUAGAGACAGUUGAUGGGAAUCUUUCUUAAAAGAAAACAAAAGUAAAUCAGUGCAUUAAUAACAGUUUGGAAAAUCAUGGCCAUCAUGGCAAUUAUCCCCAUUUCCAUUCUUCAUAACAUAAAUGAAACUUCAAAUUGGCUUUAUAUCCUUUGGGUUUUCCACUGCCUUAAAAAUACACUUUUUUUCCUCUCUGAAGAAGAUAUCAGUCAGAAUUGGAGAUUUUUUAACAGUGGUCAUUAUCAGAGCUGCAUUAUUUUCCACAAGAAUAGAAUAUAUAUAUUUUUUUCGUGUGUGUGUUUUUGUUAACUACGCUACAGAUAUUGAAUGCACCUUGAGAUAAUUUAGUGUUUUUAACUGGUACAUAAUUUAUCAAACAGUACAUGAAAGUGUAACAAUGAAAUGUCUAUGUAUCUUUAGUUACAUUGAAAUUUGUAACUUUAUAAACAUGUUUUACGCUUGGACAUUUUUAGGACGAUAGUAUAAAUGGAAACAUUUCGAGGUAGACUGGAUAUGGGGCAAUAGUGUAUUUGUGAUUAGUCUUUUCAACCUUUCCUCCUUCCUGCAGAAGCCUGGUUUCUGGAUAAACAUGAUAUAGCCAUUUUUGGUCCAAGUGUCACAUAAUUUUGUGGACAAACAGCAUCAAAUUUCCAGUUAAAAAACAAUUAUCCAGAGGGGAAGGGCAAUAAAAAGGAAACUGGCAUAUGUUUUUUUUUUUUUUUAAUGGUCCAAUGAUUUUUUUUUUCUAAAUAGAAGUUAACAGACAAAUUUGAGAUUAAAUUCAAAUGGAAGUUAUGAAUGAUAUUUUGACACUUCUGCAUUAUUUAGAAACACACUGUUAUUGUAAAUUUGUACAAUGUUAAAUGUCUGGGCAGUAGUGACUGAUGUCCUAAUAAAAGCUUCCUGUAGUACAUUGGUAUGGAUUAAAUAUAUAAGAUGUCCUAUUAAACUCUAUGCUGUAUAAAAUAUUAGAGGGAAAAGAAAAUAUGUUAUAUUGCCUCUAAACUUUGAUUUAUUAAAGUUUUAUUUGGCAGGAAAAAAUUGAAUUUUGGUCAACAUUUAAACCAAAGUGAAAGGGGAAAAAAAAACCAAAGUAAUUUGUUUUGCAUGGCAAAGCCAUUCUGUUAUCUUUGUAAAUACUGUGAUUUCUUUUCUUUUCUUUUUCUUUUUAGAAUUUUGUUUAAAGAAAUUCUAAAAUUUUUAAACACUUGUUUUCCAAAAUAAAACAUGAACCCUAAAAAAAGAAAUUACUUACAUAUAAUUUUUUUUCUUUUGGUUGUGGGAGAUAAAGGCUGCAAAGUACAGUUGCUAAGAUACUUUUGCAGAAAGCAGCAAUGUGACACAAAGAAGAGAGGGUAAAAACCUACAAUACUUUGGCUUCAGCUUGUGAUAGUUAACUAAUUCCAAAAAUAGCUGUCAAACCUAUAGAGUGGACCAUCUCAAGUAGCAUGCUCUAGAAUGAAAACAGAAAGCAUGCAAGAACAGAUGGGGCAACACUGUCCACUACAUCAAAGAUUGGAGGAAGAAAAAAGUUUGUCAACCACUAUCUACACAUCACCAGUCUUGUGAAUGAAGAUGAACUAGUCCUCACCGUUUGAGGUUUCUGCUCCAGCUUCUGUUCAGCUUAACUCUUUGGCAACAGGAGGCAGGUUUUCCCAGCUCAAAGUUCACUCCCUGUCGGUGAUUACAGGAACUGUGUGUGGAAAUGGAUUAACAUGCCCAUCUAUGCCUAAAAGAUAAUAAAAUUGAAGUAUGUCUUCAAA